AUUGUUUGGAUUUGUCACAGGCUGUCACCUCCCGAAGCCAUAGGGCAAGAGGGAGACCCGGUCAGUGAGAGAAAGCGAGCAGCAGCCAUUCGUCACUGAGCAUAGACGGCAUCCCGGGAGGCAAGACCCAUCCGCAGGAGAAUCCAGGAAGCAGCGGUGCUGUCUCUAGCCAGGCAAUGGAAAGCCACAGGGCAGGGAAGCCCCGUAAGAAAUCAGCCGUCCCCGGGGUGACCAUCCAGCAGUUCAUUGACGUUGUUCCGAAAGGCUGUAGCACGCCUGACUUUGUACGGAAGCCUGUCACCAUCACCCUCCAGGAAGGUAAAAAUGCCACGUUCAGGGCUGUGGUGACGGGGGAGCCGGCCCCCGCAGUGAUAUGGAAGUGCAGCAAAGGAGAGCUGCGUGAUCCCGACAAAUACCAGACGUCCUUUCAUGCUGCAACAAACGAGCAUGUCCUCCAGAUCAACACGCUCACGGCGGGCGAUACCGGCUUGUACCACUGCUCCGCUGCCAACCAGUAUGGCGAAGCUGCGUGCACGGCCGGCCUCAAGGUCAUCCAAGCGAGUUUCAAGAGAAAAGCCAGACCCCUCCCCGCCGAGCCGCCGGAGGACCUGAAGAAAGAGCUGCAGGACUUCAGGAAGAUGCUAAGGAAGCGGACGCCGCUGCAGAAGAAGGAAGUCGACAUGGACCAGGUCUGGCAGCUGCUGCUAAACGCCGACAGGAAGGACUACGAGAACAUCUGCUUGAAACACGGGAUCGUUGACUUCCGCGGGAUGCUGAGGAAGCUCCAGCAGAUGAAGAAGGACCGAGAGGACAAGCAACAGCAGUAUAUCUACAGCGUCACAAACCUGAAACACAUCAAGGCCAAUAGGGAGGGGAGUGCUACGUUCCAUCUGGAGAUAGACCUGAAAAAUCCCAGGAGCAGAAUUUAUCUGUACAAGGACGGCCAGAUGAUCAAUUAUGGCGUCAACGAGGACACAGCAAAGCACUGCCUGCGGCAGGCAGGGAACAAGUACAGCUUCACCGUCGCCCAGCUGCAGCCGGGAGAUGCCGGCGUGUACCAGAUCAAGGUGGAAGACGUGGAUGUCUUCUCCACGGAGCUCGACGCUGACUGUAGGGACCUGAGCCCCCUGCCCUGCCGUUUCCGACACCCACUCCGUGGGGCACGCUGCCGUGAGCAAGGGAACGCCGCCUUCGAGUGCAGCCUCCACACCCCCUGCUCCCGCGCCGUGUGGCUCUAUAGACAACGCCCCAUUGAGGGGAGUGACAAGUACGAAAUCUCCAUCUCCCCGGACGGCCUGGCCCACCGGCUAGCGAUCAGAAACGUGCAGCUCGCCGACGAAGGGCCUUACACCCUCGACAUCGGCAUCUGCUCCUCUAGCGCUUGGCUCGAGGUGGAACCAGCCGGAGGAAAGAGGACACAGGAUGAAGGGGCUGGAACUGAUCAAACUGCAUGGCAGGCAGAUGAAGCGGGUGCUAAGAAACUUGGCCAGAGAGAACAUCACUUUAAAAGCACCGGAACGGGCAAAGAUGGCCAGUCUGGCAGUAGCCGAGAUGGCAGCAGAGAACUUGAUGGCUCCUCGGUGGAUGCUGAUUGGGGAUUUGGUUCUCUGGGAAAAGCUGGGCUAACUGGGCAGGUGGGGGAGGGUGGAAGGAGGGGGAAAGAUCCAUUUUCUGCAGCAGGGACAGGUGGAGAUUCGGUGGCAGAUGGGAAUAAAUUUGGGGGCUUGGCUAGUGAGGAAGGUGGACUUGGGAGAAAGAUUUAUGGGCAGAGUUUGAAGCUAGAUGGAGCUGGCAGGGCUGGGGCAGUGGUAGAAGGCGACCAGCAUGGCAAGGAUUCGAUGGUGGGCGCGGCUGCAUCUGGCGGUGGACUAGAAGGACGAGGGGGGCUGCGCUCAUUAGAUGGUAGAGGUUCCACUCUUGGUGGUCCUGGGCUAGGAGGCCCGGGAGAUGGGGGCUCUCUCCCUGGCAUGGAAGGUGGUGCUGGAUCUGGAGGAGCAGGGGGCACAGCAUCCCUCCAUGACAAGGAUGGUCCGCCUGGGAGAGCUGGUGGCUCUGGUUCUAGUCUAGGUGAUAAAGGGGAUGUAGGUUCCCUCUAUGGGAACGAUGCUCUGCGAGGUGGAGCCGGGGCUGGCAUUGAACGAGAUGGUGCCGGAGGCAGCGGUGCACUUGGGAGCAGCGGUGCUAACCUCUGGGCAGCUGAUGGGGUUGGUGCUGGCUCGGGGGGUGCAGGGGGCACAUGCUCCCCCUGGGGUAAGGACAGCAUAAGGGCAGCUGGUGGUUCUGGUCCUGGUCUGGGUGGUGCAGGGGGCAAGUCAGGAAUGGCAGGAGAAGCGGGUGCUGGUCUCUCAGAUCUUGCUGGUCUUCAUGGUGCAGGGGGCAAGUCUGGUGUGGUAGGAGGAGCUGGUGGUUCUGGUACAGUUGGAGGCGAUGUGGGGGGCAUGGACUCUCUCUCUGGUAAGGAUAACAAGCGAGGGGGACCUGGUGGUUCUGGUCUUGGUCAAGGUGAUACAUGGGGCAAGUCGGGAAUGGCAGGAGGAGCGGGUGCUGGUCUCUCAGAUGUCCCUGGGCUGGGUGGUGCAGGGGACAAGCCGGGAACGGCAGGAGGAGCGGAUGCUGGUCUCUCGGAUCUCCCUGGGCUGGGCGGUGCAGGGGGCAAGUCGGGAAUGGCAGGAGGAGCGGAUGCUGGUCUCUCGGAUGUCCCUGGGCUUGGUGGUGCAGGGGACAAGUCGGGAAUGGCAGGAGGAGCGGGUGCUGGUCUCUCAGAUGUCCCUGGGCUGGGUGGUGCAGGGGGCAAGUCGGGAACGGCAGGAGGAGCAGGUGCUGGUCUCUCGGAUCUCCCUGGACUGGGUGGUGCAGGGGGCAAGUCGGGAACGGCAGGAGGAGCGGGGGCUGGUCUCUCAGAUCUCCCUGGACUGGGUGGUGCAGGGGGCAAGUCGGGAACGGCAGGAGGAGCGGGGGCUGGUCUCUCAGAUCUCCCUGGACUGGGUGGUGCAGGGGGCAAGUCGGGAACGGCAGGAGGAGCGGGGGCUGGUCUCUCAGAUCUCCCUGGACUGGGUGGUGCAGGGGGCAAGUCGGGAACGGCAGGAGGAGCGGGGGCUGGUCUCUCAGAUCUCCCUGGACUGGGUGGUGCAGGGGGCAAGUCGGGAACGGCAGGAGGAGCGGGGGCUGGUCUCUCAGAUCUCCCUGGACUGGGUGGUGCAGGGGGCAAGUCGGGAACGGCAGGAGGAGCGGGGGCUGGUGGCCAUGGCCUUGGUGGAGCUGGGGCUGGAUUGGCAGGUGCAGGGGGCAUGGGCUCCCUCCCGGGCAGAGCUGGUGCUAGAGGUGGCCAAGAUGGCACUGGGGGGGGAGAUGCUGCACUAGGAGGCGCUGACACGGGCCGUGCUGGGGGUGGUGCUGGCUUGGGUGGGGCAUGUUCUCACUGCAGCAAAGAGGGUACGCGAGGUGAGGCUGGCGGUGCUGCUGCAGGUGGCCGGGGUGCUCCGGCAGGCCAGGGUUCUGUGCUAAGUGCAGCCAGCGCUGGAUCAGCAGACGCCGGAGGCAGGGGGCUUCUCUCUGGUAAGCACAACGGGGCAAGUGGAGCAGAAUCUGGUCCAGGCGCUCGUCUCAGUGAUGCAGGGGGCAUGGAGCCUUUCUAUGGGAAGGGUGGUAGGUUUGGUGGCACCAGUGCAGCUGGGGCAGGUGGGCUGGAUGCCUCAGAGCUAGGUGGGGCAGGCUCUGGAAUGGGUGGUGAGUUCAUAGGAGCUUGGGACGUGGGUUCACUUGGUGGCGGAGAUUCUCUCCCAGGUGGAGCAGCUGUCCGUGGUUGUAAAGGUGAUUUAGGAGCCUUGGGGUCCCUUUAUGACAGGGAGCCUGCCCUGAGUGGAGCUGCUGUUGGUGCAGAAGGUAAAUUACACGGCAGCGCUAUUGAUGGGAGAACGCCUCGUGUCCAUGGUGGAGAGCCACUGAGUUACGAUCAGGUGUCAGGCCAGCCUGGUGGAGGCCAGGCUGACAGCAGGAGGGGGCAGAUGUCCAGCCACGAUGCCAGCCAUGAAGAAAACUUGCCAACUAGAAGCCAGAAAAGAAAAGGACGUUUCCUUCGAGACGAAGCAAGAGAGUCCCGUUGCCAUCUGGACAAAGGGUUGUCUGAGGUCAGUGCCCAGAAAGGGGAGCCUGCUCUGCCUCCUUCUAGCCUCGCUGACGAUCGGGCGGAGGGGAUCUGGCUUCGAGAUGAACGGAAGCCAACAGGCCCUGAGGAAGUGUCUUCAGAAAAAGAAGAUCUGGUCCACAAAUGGAGCACAGGGAAAGAUAGUCUUGCUGGAAAAUGCAAGUUUGAAGCUGAAGGAGAGAAAACGGAAGCCUCGAUUUUUGUGGAAGAUUCUCCCACCGUUGACAAGGCUCUUCUGGGAAAGUUGAUGAAGGAGCCCUUGGUAGUCAAGGCAGGGCAGAACGCCACCGUCAAAAUCCCAUUCGAGGGCCGGAAGCCGGUCAGCGCCGGAUGGUUAAAAGACGGGGCCGAGCUCCUGGCCGAUGCCAGGGUCCAUAUUGACAAGGGGGACAACUUCACCCGCCUGUUCAUCUCCAGCACCAGGAGGACGGACUGCGGGGACUACAGCGUGAAGCUGAAGAACGAGAGCGGGGCCCUGGAGGCCAGCGUGAGGCUGGAGGUGAUAGACAAGCCACAGAAACCCAGGGGCCCCAUAGAGGUGGUGGACAGUUCCACAACAGGCAUAACCAUCCGAUGGAAGCCCCCCAAGGACGAUGGGGGCAAACCAGUGCAGAACUACAUUAUAGAGAGGCAGCAGGUGGGCAGAAAAACCUGGGUGACGUUGGGCGAAACCAGCAGGAACAGCAGCACUUUCACUACCAACAAGGUGGAGCGAGACAAAAGCUAUUGCUUCAGGGUGCGUGCAGUGAACGCAGAGGGAACCAGCGAGGCGCUGGAGUCAGAUGAGGUGGCGGCUUCAGCCAAAGCUUUCCCUGGCCUCCCUGCUCCGCCUAUGAUUGUCAGUGCCAGCGAAGAGUCCAUCAAGCUCUCUUGGACAACACCUCCUAAAACUGGCAAUUCCAAAAUCCUGGGGUAUGUCGUUGAGAAACGCAAGAAAGGCAGCAGCAUCUGGACACCCAUCACUGACCUGCCAAUAGCAGGCAGGCAGUGGGUGGUGGCGGGGCUGCAGGCGGGCCUGCAGUAUGAAUUCCGCGUGGCUGCUGUCAAUGCCGCAGGGGCGGGCGAGGCCAGUGCGCCGUCGGAUGCCGUCUUUGCUCGAGAUCCCAUGAAGCCUCCCGGGAGAGUGCGGGACCUCAGGGUGACUAGCACUGAUGACACCAGCAUCACUCUGGCCUGGAUGAAGCCCGACUCAGAGGCAGGGGGGUCUGCCACGGGCUACCAGGUGGAGAAGCGAUCCUCUGACAGCCUCAAGUGGGCCCAGUGCACGGCUGCCCCCGUAGAAAGAACUAGCUAUACGAUUAGAGGCCUGCGGGCCAGAGAGACGUACUGCCUCCGUGUGAGGGCCGUCAACGAGGGAGGCCUAGGGGAAGCGGUAGCUCUGGACACUUGCAUCCGAACCGGGCCUCCCGCUGUUAGUCCCAAGUUCUUGAGAGACGACACCAUGAAAAACUUCAUGAUCGUGAAAGUGGGAGGUUGCAUCCGAGUGCAUGCUCCCUUUGAAGCCUCCCCCACCCCAGAGGUGAUCUGGCUGAAGGACCGGCUCCCUCUCCCCAGCAGGGCCGUGGUGAGCACCAGAGAUGGCCUCAGCCAACUCCUGAUCCCAUCCGCUGGGUUUUCGGACAGCGGGCUCUAUACUAUCGUGCUUCAAAACGACCAGGGGAAAAAGGAAUCUUUCUGCUUCCAAGUCCAAGUGGCAGAUAUCCCACAGCCCCCCGGCCUUGUUCGUCUGCAAGAGAACGUCCUCAAUACGGUGACGGUGAUGUGGGACCCGUCGCCGACAGAGAAGUGGGAACAGAACCUGUACUACACGGUCCUGAAAAGUGACUCCAGCAAGGGCUCGUGGCAAGUGGUGCGAGACCUGAUCUACACCACCAAGUGUACCGUCACCAACCUUCUCCCCGGCCGGGCGUAUUACUUCAGGGUGGUGGCCAAAAAUGGCAUGGGCACCAGUGACCCAUCUGGAACGGCGCAGCCCUGGAUUGUCCGGAAGGAAAAGGAGGAGUUUCAAGUCCGGCUGCCCAAGUACAGGAGGGUGAAUCGAAAUAUGCCCCCGAGAUUCCUCGUCCGGCUGAAGCCCCACGUGGUGACCACGGCCGCCGACUGUUACAUGAGCUGCGCAGUCGGUGGCUACCCAAAGCCGAAGGUCACCUGGUACAAGGACGGCAGGAAUCUCUCCGGAGACCCCGCCUUCUUCAGCACCGAUGCCUGCGGUGUCUGCUGCCUGGUGAUCCCCGCCGUCACCAAGCGAGACGAAGGCGAGUACGAGGCGGAGGCCAGCAAUGCCGUGGGCCGCGUGGCCAGCAAAGCCAGGCUCCUCGUCAAAGGUCCCUCCGGAGAAGGACAGAUCCCUGGGAACCUGCGGACGGUUGUGGGUGGCCGCGUGGGCACCAGGUGAGCUUCCGCACCGGGCCCCGACCCAGCCUGCGAUCCCACUGGGGCUGAGCGCUUGCAGCUCCGUGGGCAUCUCGGUGAGAGCUGGGGAUGUCACAGACUCUGGUUUCCAACCGGAGCCUGCCCGG
Pelodiscus sinensis (Chinese soft-shelled turtle) is the source of this 6663-nucleotide messenger RNA. Lineage: Eukaryota; Metazoa; Chordata; Testudines; Trionychidae. The record is from RefSeq and is a predicted model, not a curated record.